Nelumbo nucifera (sacred lotus) is the source of this 2966-nucleotide messenger RNA. RefSeq lists its product as uncharacterized. Gene Ontology annotation, molecular function: protein binding. The record is from RefSeq and is a predicted model, not a curated record. Gene Ontology annotation, cellular component: cytoplasm. Lineage: Eukaryota; Viridiplantae; Streptophyta; Magnoliopsida; Proteales; Nelumbonaceae.
CUCUCUUCUAUAGUUCUAUAUAUAUUUCAUGUUUUCAGCGGUGAGCGGUGACCACCGAACCGAACAGAUCUCCUACGGCCUUCUUUGUCAACCAUUUAACUUCUUACGAGAUAAUAAAUCAGAUUCUUCUAUUUUCUUUUCUGUCUCCCUUCUAAUUACCUUCUGCAGAACUUCGACACAGGUGCCUCUCGAACAACGAAUACCCACUUCCUUCUUUUGCUUCUUACGAGAGAUUUCUUCUUGAGAACAGACUCAAGAGAGCUUCCGUGGAGAAGCUGUUGUCUUUUAUCACUCUGGCCGACAUUCCAAUCAUAUCUUCUCGGACCUUAAGGGAACUGGGUUCUCUACUGGGAGGACUUCUCCUCGUUGCCUUCGUCGCUUCACCUUUGAUUUCCAAUUUUUCUCGCUCUCUAGUUUGGCGCCUCCCAGUUGAUUAUGGCUAACCUUUGAAACUAUCAUUUCCCUAAUGGCAUUGCUGCUGCUCUUUUGCUAGCCUACAUGAGUUUCUUUUUCAGCCUUCAAAGAUGUGAAUAUCAACAGAGGAAAAAGGCGAAAAUUUUUUCUGUUUCUCUUGUUAUCUCUCUGUAGAAAUCUUCUUCUCUUCUUUUCCCUUUAAUAAAUCCCCACUAUUAAGAUGACAAUGUUCAACUGUUUCUAUGUAUUGGGCGGUGGAAGGAAGAAGAAAUACAUGGGAAAGGAGGGAAAUUCAGACCUUAUCCAUUACAAUGACGGACUUGAAACUGUCCAAGUAAAGCUGGAACAUCCCGUAAAAAAUUGUGAUGUGAACGAAUUGAAUUUGACGUCUUUCAGUGUCUCGAUACCGUUUGUAAUCCAGCAAAAAUCCACCUUCGAAGUGAAGGUGGUUAGUGAGGAAAAUCCUGUUGAAGCUGAAGCAACUGAAGCGGCUUAUGAAGGGGAAGAUGAGGACGAUGAUACCCCGUCUAUCAAGAAGGAUUACUUCUCUGAUUUUCAUCUCCAAGUUCAAGCGUCCAAAAGAAGAGAGCACAUGGACCUACCAAUGAAUAGAGAGAUGGACUCUUCCUAUUCAGUCGAUAACGAGAUGAUUAAUCAGUCUGAGAGCAAAUCAGAGAAAGAUGCUGAAACGGGGACCGAGACAAUACAAAAUGGUCAUGUUAGUGAUCCAGGCAUUACGAAUACAAAGUUCUGGGCUUCCCCCGAGCUUAAGCGCUCCUGUUCCAACCUUGAAAGGAGGGACAUUCUGAGGACAGCUGACCAGUCGUCUCCUUUGAGGUGUCAGCCUUUUGAUGACUUGAAUAAUUUAACAGAGAAGGAAGCGGAGAUCGUUCCAGAAAUUCAGGGCAGUCCAGUAUCAGUUAUCACUCCUUGCAGUGCCGACAGAGUGAUAUUGAAGAAACAUUCUUCAAGUCGAGUUCUGUCUUCAAGGAGUAGGAGGCUAUGGUGGAAAUUGUUCCUCUGGAGCCACAGAAACCUUCACAAACCAUCCAAUGUAAAACUGAAACUGCCCUCCAUUGACCAUAUUACGAACCAGAAAGGUGGAUAUUCUUCAGAUACUGUGGAAAUCAACCGAGUUAUCACAGAGUCAGGCAAGACAGAAUCUCCAGAAUCAUUCACCAAACAAUUCAAGAAAAAUGGCAGCAUCAACAACACUGCUAGCAACAACAAGAACCGGGGUUCAUUUCAUGAGGGUGUUUCUGGUUCGUCGCUGCAGAACCAAUGGGUUGCAUUCUGUACAGAAUCAUCCUCUUUGACAAGAGUUGAUGAAUGGGUGAACAGUCUUGAGAUCCAAACUUCUUUUCCAGUUACAGGUGAAGACACUGGUGAUGAAUGUAUUGUCUUUCCACCUUCUCCUGAACAUGGAGACUCACCAGCAAGAAGCACAACUCACAUGAGUCAGCGCCUUGAGAACCUUAAUUAUGGUAUUUCAGAAGAAAUUCUGUAUGCCAACAAUAUUAUCCAAUCGCUAAAUUCUUCCUCCACUGUAGCCCAUAUUGUUGGCAUGGGCUUGAAGGUCUUACCCACCAUUUCAGGAUUCUCCAGUCUCAGAACUGUCAACUUAUCAGGCAACUUCAUAGUUCACAUUGCUCCAGGGUCGCUGCCCAAGGGCCUUCAUACCCUCAACUUGUCCAGAAACAAAAUUGUUGCUAUUGAGGGACUCAGAGAGCUGAAUCGAUUAAGGGCAGUUGAUCUCAGUUACAACAGGAUCUCCCGAGUAGGCCAUGGGUUGUCCAAUUGCUCACUCAUCAAAGAGCUCUAUCUGGCGGGAAACAAGAUUAGUGAUGUCGAGGGGCUGCACAGGCUUACGAAGCUAACAGUCCUGGACCUAAGCUUCAAUAAAAUCACGACGACCAAAGCACUUGGCCAGCUAGUGGCAAAUUACCACACCCUGCUGGCUCUAAAUCUGUUGGGGAAUCCGAUUCAGAGCAACAUUGGCGAAGACCAGCUGCGGAAAGCAGUCUCUGGACUCCUUCCACAACUAACUUAUCUCAACAAGCAGCCCAUCAAGCCACAUAGGGGCCGGGAGGCAGCCAUGGACGGUGUCGCAAAAGCUGCACUUGGAAACAAUGGACGGGCUCGAAGGAAGGCACCGAAGCGGGUGAACCAAGGUAGAUCUUCUUCCACUGGGCAUAAGAGCAACAUAGGUGGUGGCAGUCAGAAAAGUAGCCACGGCACAAAAAGCAGAAGUCACCACAACUCAACCACCAGGAGAUCAUCGUUGAUUGCUUCUUCUCGUUAGGAAUUUCCCCUCUUCUUAGGAGUUAGGAAGCCUGAAACCAUGAAUUAUAAAUGGAGUGAUUUUUUUUUGUUUUGUUAAUAUGAAAAUAAAUGCUUAUUUAGAUUUUUUUUUUCUUUUUGUUUCCUUAUUGGAUGAAUAGUUCGUUGAAAAUAGUACUUAUCGCAUUUUUACCUCAAAUGUUAUGAGAAGAGAUGUAGUCAAACGAUUUCGAAUGUGAGGAAUCUAAGCAAAUUUAUUGAUGAGAUGCCAG